Rhipicephalus sanguineus (brown dog tick) is the source of this 2554-nucleotide messenger RNA. It is a transcript of the gene Clk, whose product is annotated as circadian locomoter output cycles protein kaput. Lineage: Eukaryota; Metazoa; Arthropoda; Arachnida; Ixodida; Ixodidae. The coding region runs from base 84 to 2486 and encodes 800 amino acids. Gene Ontology annotation, biological process: regulation of transcription by RNA polymerase II; circadian regulation of gene expression. The record is from RefSeq and is a predicted model, not a curated record. Gene Ontology annotation, molecular function: RNA polymerase II cis-regulatory region sequence-specific DNA binding; protein dimerization activity; DNA-binding transcription factor activity, RNA polymerase II-specific. The transcript is spliced from 15 exons. Gene Ontology annotation, cellular component: cytoplasm; nucleus; CLOCK-BMAL transcription complex.
UCGCGCGCGAGUCGCCUAUUCUCCGCGGACGAGAACGACGUGCGACUCGGUCCGGGCUGCGACGACGAUCGACGACUGCCGUGAUGAAGAGGACUCCGGAACCGGGACCGACGCUGCAGCAGCAGCAAACGUCCCAGCCGGCGCACUCCUCAUCGGCACACCGAAGAAAUGAGGCAGCGGAUGAGAGCGACCUGGAUGAGAAAGACGAAACCAAGAGGAAGUCGCGUAACCUCAGCGAAAAGAAAAGGCGCGACCAGUUCAACAUGCUCAUCAACGAGCUCUGCUCAAUGGUGUCCACGAGUUCGAGGAAGAUGGACAAAUCCACGGUGCUCCGUGCCACCAUCGCUUUUCUCAGAGCCCACAACGAUGUGUCUAUACAAAACCAGGAUCAAGAAAGCCAAGAAAACUGGAAGCCCUCGUUCCUGUCGAACGAAGAAUUCACACACUUAAUGCUCGAGUCUCUCGAGGGCUUCUUACUCGUACUUUCGCUGAGCGGUCAAAUCCUGUACACUUCGGAGAGCGUGGCAUCUCUACUCGGCUAUCUGCCCCACGAACUACACAACAUAUUUAUUCUGGAUAUCUUACACGAAAGCGAUCAUGGCACCAUGUGCGAACUGCUCAGCUCCGCAUCUUCACAAGGAGCCGGCAUAAUCCGCCAAGACGGCACGCAGGAAACCUACGUGAGUGUGGAUCUCUAUAUGAAGAGAGGGAACCUUGGCUCAACAGACUCAAAUGCGAGAUACGAACCAAUGAAUCUCAAAGGAACGUUCCUAACUGCGGUGGGAGAUGGCUUUCCUCUGGGUGGCUUGGAGUACGACUCGAACAGCUGUAGCAGCGCGUGCUCUCCCAACACGGGCUCGGCCGAGCUGGCGGCGCCCUGCCUGGUGGCCAUGGUGCGGCUGCAGACGCCGCAGCUCAUGCACGAGCUCAUCCUGUGCGACGGCUCGAGGAACGAGUUCAGCUCGCGACACAGCCUCGAGUGGAAGUUCCUCUUUUUGGACCACAGGGCACCUCCCAUAAUCGGGUACCUGCCAUUCGAGGUUCUCGGAACAUCUGGGUACGACUACUACCACGUCGAGGACCUCGAAAAAGUGGCGGCUGGUCAAGAGGCCUUGAUGCAGACGGGCGAAGGCACGUCCUGCCACUACCGCUUCCUGACCAAGGGCCAGCAGUGGAUCUGGCUGCAGACGCGCUACUACAUCACCUACCACCAGUGGAGCUCCAAGCCAGAAUUCGUCGUGUGCACACACACUGUAAUGAGCUACGACGAGGACCUGACUCACAGCAAGGCUACGCCAACCAGCGGAGUGUCGGCGGCGUCGUACUCGCGGACUUCAGUGCCAACCCGCAUGUCUUACCAGAGCUCGCGGGUGUCCUCCGCUCCCUCAGUCAGCUCCAGGGACAGCCUGUCUCCCAACCUGUCCGAAAAGUCCGGAUGCGCUGGUGGAGUGAUGCGGGACGAGCGUGCAAGCAGCGCCGGAAGCUGCGGCAACCAGCUGUCGCUGCCGUUCACCGAGGCGUGCACCAUAACGCGCGAGUCGCCGACGAUGGGGCGACUCGUGGCGCUCGCCUCAGAGCCGACCUCAUCGUCGUCGUCGCACCUUCAGCACGAGCCCAUGGACCAGCGGCCGUCGUACCAGACCACCACGGCGUGCCACGCACCGCUCAUCACGCUCACCACGUUGCAGCCCAUCGCGGCCACCUUCGCCGGUUCCACUCAGGGUGGCACGGCUACGGGUGCCAGUGCGGCGGUGCUGCAACCGGGGAACCUCUCGGCGUGCCUGGAAAACGAUCAGCAGAUCAGCCCGAGGUCCAUGCACUCACAGCCUCAGGGGCAGGUGUCGCCACUGCCGCCGCAUCAGCAGCAGCAGCAACAGCAGCAGCAACAGGCCGGUGGGCAACAACAGCAGCCACAGCAGGACCAGUUCCAGGAUUACCUUCGGCGCAGGCACCAGGCACUGCAGCAACAGAUCCUCAGGCAGCAGGAGGAACUGAGGAGGGUCUCCGAGCAGCUGAUGCUUGUGCACUUCAUCAACCCCAACCUGGCAGCCACUGUGACGAGUGGCAACGCUCCCCUUUACACGCUGUCCCUGCCAACGACGACACUGUCGGUGCCGACGUCUACGAUGGCCGGUCCGGCGACUGCGCUGACGCCGACGCCUUAUUUGCUGGCCACGGCGCCCGCUGGUUGUAUGGGCAACUCCCUGCAGCAAACGCAGACACAGCAGCUGCAGCAACAUCAGCAACAGUCGCUACAACAGCGGCAGCAACAUCAGCAACAACAUCAGCAGGAGCAGCAACAGCGACAGCAACAGCAUCAGCAGGACCGCCAAAACUUGGGCUUCUUGGGAACUGUUCCUCCGGCAUCCGUUGCUCCGGUGUACCCGCUCCAGCUGCCUGCGGACCAAAUGAUAUUCACUUCGAAUUUUAGGGCCUCGUCGAACAUAUACAUGGACACUAGCGGCACCAGUAGCGGGGAACAGUAACGACGAGUUGCAUCGUGGUGACACGUGAAUGCGGGGAUGUUCCCGCUGCUUCAUUAAAGAUUAUUACA